Molecule: messenger RNA, 1269 nt
Organism: Vicia faba (fava bean)
Lineage: Eukaryota; Viridiplantae; Streptophyta; Magnoliopsida; Fabales; Fabaceae
Source: the annotation of a GenBank genome assembly
AUGGGUUGUUGCCAAUCCUCUUUGUUCACAAGAGUAAAAGAAACCGAAACCGAAAAACAACCACAACAGCAACCACAACCCUAUCAGCAAUUUCACAGCAGUAACAACAACAACAGCACCGUGAGCGAAACGGAGAAGGAUUUUUCAGAUCCUUCUUCGUUUACGUUCUCGGAAUUUUCACUCUCCGACUUGAAAUCAGCUACGAAUAAUUUCAGUUCGGAGUAUAUAGUUUCCGAGAGCGGCGAAAAGGCGCCGAACUUGGUUUAUAAAGGUAGGUUACAGAAUCAGAAGCGGUGGAUUGCGGUUAAGAAGUUCAGUAAAGCUGCUUGGCCGGAUCCGAAGCAGUUCGUUGAAGAAGCUUCUGGUGUUGGGAAAUUGCGUCAUCCUAGGCUUGCUAAUUUGAUCGGUUAUUGUUGUGAUGGUGAUGAGAGGUUGCUCGUUGCUGAGUUUAUGCCUAAUGAUACUCUCGCUAAACACCUUUUUCACUGGGAAAAUCAGACGAUUGAGUGGGCCAUGCGGUUGAGAGUUGCUCUUUAUAUUGCACAAGCUUUGCAUUAUUGUACUUCUGAGGGUCGUCCUUUGUAUCAUGAUUUGAAUGCUUAUCGUGUUCUUUUCGAUGAGGAAGGUGAUCCGCGACUUUCUUGUUUCGGUUUAAUGAAGAACAGUAGGGAUGGAAAAAGUUAUAGCACAAAUCUUGCUUAUACACCUCCUGAGUAUUUAAGAAAUGGAAGGGUUACCCCUGAAAGUGUAAUUUACAGCUUUGGAACUGUUCUUCUUGACCUACUGAGUGGAAAGCACAUCCCUCCCAGUCAUGCACUUGAUAUGAUACAGGGUAAAAACAACAUGCUCUUGAUGGAUUCUCAUUUGGAGGGAAAAUUUUCUACAGAGGAGGCAACAGUAGUGGUCAAUCUUGCCUCUAAAUGUUUGCAAUAUGAACCGCGAGAGCGGCCUAAUACAAAGGAUUUGGUCACAACACUUGCUCCAUUGCACACUAAACCCGAUGUUCGUUCUCAUAUCAUGCUUGGAAUUCCAAAGCAAGAGGAAGCUCCAUCUACCCCCCAACGUCCUCUUUCUGCAAUGGGUGAGGCUUGCUCAAGAAUGGACCUCACUGCAAUACAUCAGAUCUUAGUUGCAACGCACUACAGAGAUGAUGAAGGGACUAACGAGUUGUCGUUCCAAGAGUGGACUCAACAGAUGAGAGAUAUGCUCGAGGCAAGGAAACGUGGGGACUAUGCAUUCCGUGAUAAGGAUUUUAAGAACAGCUAUUGA